Molecule: messenger RNA, 1760 nt
Organism: Homalodisca vitripennis (glassy-winged sharpshooter)
Lineage: Eukaryota; Metazoa; Arthropoda; Insecta; Hemiptera; Cicadellidae
Product: juvenile hormone esterase-like
Exons: 10
Coding region: 50-1744 (564 amino acids)
Source: RefSeq, a predicted model, not a curated record
UGUAUCCAAACAUUGGAAAGUUUAUCCAACAGAUAGCAUUGAUCUUAUUAUGUCAUUUUAUGGUGCUACUAGCUCCAUUAUGCUCUGUCUAGUUGUCUUGUCAAUAAUUGUGACUGCGGUUCUUGGAUGUAAUUCUGCCCUUCAUCGGUACCCUCCUCCUGUAACAUCUGUCUCUCAAGGUCAUCUGCGGGGUACAUGGGUCAACACCAGGGGCGGUCGCAGUGUAGCAGCCUUCUUGGGAGUUCCGUAUGCCACUCCUCCUAUAGGCUCUCUGCGAUUCAAAACUGCUGUCGAACUAAAGCCUUGGAUGGGAGUUUAUGAUGCAGGAAGUGAUGGACCUGCCUGUAUACAACGUAGCCUAUCUGCCAAGAUUCCAUUGAUGCCUACCACUUAUGGCAGUGAAGAUUGCCUAUACCUUAAUUUGUUUUCACCAAAUAUAACACCCGAAGCAAAACUUCCAGUCGCAGUGUUCAUUCAUGGAGGGUAUUUUGAAGUGGGAGCCAGCAAAUCAUUUUUGUACGGGCCACAAUAUCUCCUGGAUGAGGACAUUGUUCUGGUUACUGUUAACUACAGAUUGGGAAUCCUGGGUUUCUUGUCCUUGGAUGACCCAGCGUUACCCGGUAACCUCGGACUUAAGGAUCAGAGAGCAGCACUUAGGUGGCUGCGAGACAACUUAUCUCAGUUUGGAGGUGACCCUCAAGCUGUCACAUUGUUUGGAGAGAGUGCAGGAGCUGCUAGUGUUCAUUACCACAUGAAAUUUACUGCUCACGAAGGUUUGUUUAGGGCAGGUAUAUGCAACAGUGGAUCUGCUUUGGCUCCCUGGGCCCUUCAUCAGUCAAGCUCGCAGCGUGCUCUGGUGGAGUUGGUGGUGAAACACACUAAUUGCCCUCAAACCCCAAAACAGCUUCUUGACUGUCUUCGACAGCUGCCAUCCUCACAAUUUCAGGAGCUGUUGCACAUCGCCAAGCGGAAUGACAUUUCCUUGCAAGAGAGGGUGACAAUGGUGGGUCCAGUAGUAGAGGUGGAGGGAGUGACGGACCCUCUGGUCACACAACACCCCUGGAAUCUGACGACUCACCUUCCAUUUUUACUGGGGUCCAAUGAAAUGGAGGGACUGUUCUGGCUUGUUGAUAUUGAGAAAGAUAAAUCUGACAAAAAAUUUGAAAAGCUCAGUUUGAACUACAGCACUAUAUUGCCUUUUAAUUUACAUUUCGACAACACACAAGAUCCCUCUCGGAUGGCUGCAAAACUCAGACAAUUCUAUUUUAACAAAGGAAACAUAGAUCGGAAACACUUCAGUAAACUGGUGGACCUGUUCUCAGAUGCAUUGUUCAACUAUGACCUAGUUCAGUCUGCAAGACAUAGCAAAGGCAAAACAUACUUCUACCAAAUGAAUUACCGAGGAUCCAACUCAGUUGUAAAUCUUCUGGGAAGUAAGAGCAGAUAUGGUGUUUCACACUUUGAUGAGAUGUUUUACUUGUUUCCUAUCGGAGGAUUGCUGUUAAGAAAUGAAACUGCAUCUGACAUUCUGCUCUCUAAACAGUUGGUAAAGAUGUGGACUAACUUUAUAAAAUACCUAGACCCAACUCCCAAAGGACUACCAGUGAAGUGGGAAUCAGUGUCAUCUCCCGAUAUAGAAUAUCUCAACAUUGGACAAGAUGGCUUCAGGAUGGAGAAAGGCUUUUUAAAAGAUAGAGUGAACUUUUGGGAAUCACUUUUAAGUAAUGAACUGAAAUUGAACUAAUAAAACUAUUGUAUUA